AUGGACACAUUCAAGAUCUCUUUGCUCUCGAUUCUAGUCUUGCUGCUCGUCUUUUAUAGCUUUUGGUACAGGUCUCAGAAGACAUUGCCGCCUGGUGUGCGCCAGCUCCCGGGUCCCAAAGGUCUGCCAUUCAUUGGGCGUGUUCAUGAUGUGCCCAGCGAGGCAACAUGGCUAAAAUUUUGGGAGUGGGCCAAGGAGUAUGGGCCAAUCUACCAACACGAAAUUUUCGGAUCCAUCCACAUUUGGAUUUCAUCUGAGCAGAUCGCCAACGACUUGUUAGCAAAACGUGGAUCGAUAUACUCUGAUCGGCCAGUGAUCCCUAAUUUGCCAGACAACAGGACAAGUGGUGACUACCUCGCGUUGCUUGGUAACACUGAAACAUGGAAAAGACAGCGGAAAUAUUCCCAUCAUAUUCUGUCUCGAUCACACACUGCGUCUCAGCACUCAUAUCCGACAAUUGAACGUAAUAGAUUGCUUUACAAACUCUUGGUGGAGCCCUCGAAGUAUGAAUUUUACCUGGAGGAGUAUACCGGGAGAACAAUUUCUCGACUGGCUUGGGGCUCGGCUGACCACCAGCCGAAACUUAAGAAGAAUGCCUUUGGGCUGCUCACGACCAUCAGCCCAAGUGGAUCCGUUCCAAAUGUCGUCUCCUGGCUUACAAUAUUACCGACAUGGCUGAGUCCAUGGAAACAGGCUGAGAGAGCUCGGCAUGCUGCGGAGACUGAGUUUUUUCGUAACGCGCUCAGGGCUGUCGAAGCCGCCUCGUUGACGGGAGAAGUUAAUCCUAGUUAUUCCAAGAUGUUCUGGGAGGGUAGGGAGAAGGGCGGUUGGGAGGAGGAAGAGUGGACCCAUGUGAUUGGUAUGAUGGCCAUUGCAGGUGCGUUGACCAUGGCUAGCCCUUUGCAAACUUAUAUUCUUGCCAUAUGCCACCACCCGGAAUGGCAAACCAAGAUGCAGGACCAAAUUCGACAAGUCUGUGGCGAUCGCUGCCCUGAAUGGAGUGAUAGAGCUGAUCUUCACGUUGUUCGAGCGGUAAUCAAGGAGGUGUUGCGGUGGAGACCGCCUGUCCCAACUGGAAUUCCCCACCGAUUGGAGAACGAUGAUAUAUAUGGCGAGUAUUUCAUACCUGCUGGGGCAACAAUUCAUGCUCUUGAAUGGGGACUUUGCCGCGAUCCAGAAAAAUAUCCCGAUCCAGAGUCAUUCCGACCAGAGCGCUGGCUAGACAGCUCAUACCCGACAUAUCGCGAGCCGUUGACAACAUAUCCGAAUCUCAAAAGCUACCAUCAGUUUGGAUUCGGACGACGACUCUGCCAAGGCGUUGAGAUUGUCGACCAAGUGUUGUUUCUCGCAAUUUCUGGCAUGGCUUGGGCAUUUGACAUUCGGAAGAAAAGGAAUAGGUUUGGAAAUGAAAUAGACAUCCCGUGGCUCAAAUACACGAGCUUAUUGAUCGCGAAGCCGGAUUCGUUCGAGUUUGAUAUGACCGCGGCAAGUGAGGAGAAACGAAGGAUCAUCGAGGACGAAGGGAAGUUGGCGGGGAGCCGGCCGGUUGCCCAAUAA
Messenger RNA from Venustampulla echinocandica, 1557 nucleotides. RefSeq names its product Cytochrome P450. Bases 1 to 1557 code for a protein of 518 amino acids. Gene Ontology annotation, molecular function: monooxygenase activity; iron ion binding; oxidoreductase activity, acting on paired donors, with incorporation or reduction of molecular oxygen. The record is from RefSeq and is a predicted model, not a curated record. The transcript is spliced from 5 exons. NCBI's taxonomy places the organism in Eukaryota, Fungi, Ascomycota, Leotiomycetes, Helotiales, Pleuroascaceae.